Stegastes partitus (bicolor damselfish) is the source of this 2959-nucleotide messenger RNA. RefSeq names its product calpain-1 catalytic subunit-like. The coding region runs from base 62 to 2146 and encodes 694 amino acids. Gene Ontology annotation, biological process: proteolysis. The record is from RefSeq and is a predicted model, not a curated record. Lineage: Eukaryota; Metazoa; Chordata; Actinopteri; Pomacentridae. Gene Ontology annotation, molecular function: calcium-dependent cysteine-type endopeptidase activity; calcium ion binding. Gene Ontology annotation, cellular component: cytoplasm. The transcript is spliced from 22 exons.
CUCCUUCCACCAAACUGCACUUUCUCUCUUUCGCACCAGUGAGAGACCAACCUCUGCAGCAAUGCCUCCCCCCGGUGUGUGUCUGAACAUCAUGGGGGCUCGUAACAAGCAAGACGGGCACGGGAGCAUCAACAACCCCGAGAAGUUCCUCAGCCAAGACUUCCAGCAGCUGAAGCAGUACUGCCUCAUCAAAGGAGUGCGCUACAUCGACGACAUGUUCCCCCCUGACAACAGGUCCAUCGGCCAGGGCCUACUGAGCCCCUCUGACCUGAGCAGCGUGGAGUGGCUCAGACCGGCGAAAAUUGCCUCUAAUCCGUCCUUCAUACUGGAUGGAUUCUCCAGGUUUGACUUUGGGCAGGGAGUGCUUGGAAACUGCUGGUUUCUUGCGUCUAUUGGAGCUCUGACUUUCCAGAACCACAUCUUCGGCCAAGUUGUUCCCCUCAAUCAAACAUUCGAUGAGGACUACUGCGGGCUUUUCCACUUCAGGUUCUGGAGAUUUGGAAGAUGGGUGGAUGUCAUCAUUGAUGACAAGCUGCCUACAAUCAAUGGCAGAUUAAUCUUCGUUAAAUCCAAAGACCAGAAUGAGUUCUGGCCUGCUCUGCUGGAGAAAGCCUACGCCAAGGUUUGUGGUUCCUACACCGACAUGACUGCUGGAACUCCUGCAGAGGCCAUGAUGGACUUCACCGGUGGCGUCCACAUGUGCAUCGACCUUUCGAACCCCCCUUCAAACCUGUGGGGGCUGAUGUGCAGAGCCGGCCAAACCAGCACUCUGAUGGGCUGUGGUACACCACAAGGGGAGACAUCUGCUAACACCGUGCUGCAGAACGGAUUAGUCCAGGGCCAUGCCUACACUGUGACAGGCGUCAAACAGGUUCAAAGCCAAGGGAGAUUUGUAAACCUGGUGCGUUUGUGGAACCCCUGGGGCAAAGGAGAGUGGUGUGGAGACUGGAGUGAUCAGUCAUCUCUGUGGCAAACUGUGAGUCCUCAAGAUCGAGAACUGUGCCUGUCAGUGGCAGAUGAUGGAGAGUUCUGGAUGACCCUGGAAGAUUUCUGUAGGUUCUACACAGAUCUCGACAUCUGCGGCCUGAGUCCAGACUUCAUUGAGGGAAGCUCCUCUUCUCAGUGGAAGACCUCCAUGUAUGAAGGCCGCUGGGUUGCAGGAACCACUGCUGGAGGCUGCAUGAAUAACAGAGAAAGUUUCUGGACCAAUCCACAGUACCGAGUCAAGGUUUGUGGUGAGCAUUCAGAGAAAGAGGGCGAAAAAAACAUGCUGGUGUCUCUCAUGCAAAAGCCUGACAAGAGGAACAGACGCCUGGUGCAGAAUCUUCACAUUGGAUUCUCUGUAUUUCAGAUCACUGAACAAUACAAGGCACAGAGAGGCAAAUUCCCAGCCACGUUCUUCAGCAGCCGAGCGCCUGUGGCCCAGACUAAAACCUACAUGAAUUCACGUGAGGUGAUAGAGUUCUUCAUGCUGAAGCCUGGCGAGUACCUGAUCGUUCCCUCCACCUUCAACCGCAACGAGACGGCCUCCUUCCUCCUGACCAUCAUCUCCAAGUCGGAGACCCAGUGCUUUGAGAAUUCUGGUGACCAUAACCAUGAGCCAGUUGAAAAGGUCAAGCAGGUUAAGAACGCAGGGGAGGAUGAAAAUAAGAAAAAAUUCUUCCGUCAGUACUCCGACAAGUAUGAAGAGGUCGAUGCUGAGCAGCUGCAGAAGAUUCUAAAUGAAAGCAUCCUGAAAGGAGACUUGAAAUCAGGAGGUUUCACCAUCGAUGCCUGUCGCAGCAUGGUUGCUCUGAUGGACACAUCGAUCACAGGCAAACUGAACAGUGAGGAAUUCGUCCGCCUGUGGAACAAGGUCAUCGAAUACAAGGACAUUUUCUUCCUCACUGAUGUUUCACAAACAGGAACGCUGUCACUGAGCGAGCUGAGGAAUGCAUUCAUAGCUUCAGGAAUGGGAGUCAGCGACGACAUGCUCAACCUGAUGGCUCUACGCUACGGCGCCUCCUCUGGUCACAUGACGCUGGAGAACUUCAUCAGUCUCAUCCUUCGCUUGGGCUGCAUGCACAAAAUCUUCAAACAACUGUCUGACGGAAAAGGCAUGAGUCUCCAACAGUCAGAGUGGAUGUACAUUUCGAUGUACACGUAAUCCAGCAGUGAGGAUGGAUGCACAGGUCAUCUGGAGGUACAGGCAGAAGUAUUUCAAAGGUUUUCUUCACGUUUGUCAGACUGCAAAAUGAAAGAAGAUGUACUUUUCUGUGAAUAAGUCAUUAAUCAUUACUACUGCUGAGGCACUGCAGAAAAUAAUGUGAAAACUGGAGUCAGAUUUCUCUCAGUAUAAUCAGACAAAAGAAAAAUCUGAAGGAUGGCUUCAUUUGAGAGUGAAUAAAACUCCAAAACCCAUUAACCAAAGAGGACACGCCUCUGAGUCAGAACUGUGAACUACAAGUGUGGCGGUGCAAAUGGCAGAGCUGGCAGUGAAGCUACGAAGCUAACAGUGAAGCUAAAAAAUGUGAUGAAAGAAGCCGAAUGAACUGUGAACAAAAGGUCACAUGACCAUAAACAGACCAAUAGUUACAAUUUUAUUUUGGAGAUGAGUUUUUUGCAUCAGUGAGUUUUAUUCCCCCUCAAAUUCUUAACAUGUUUAAAAAGUUUUAUGUGAUUAUUUGACAUGAAUCUGAUUCCCUGAUUGCCAAACUUGUAACAUAAAGCUGAAACAUCUUGUUGAUUUUAUGUCGUAUUACAUGUGGAACCUUAUUGCAUUUACAGGACUGACUGCAGUGUUUGUAUUACUGGCAGAACUAUAACAUAUUCUCACUCUGUGCUGUUUAUAACCCAGAUAUUGUACAAACACAUUACACGUUUCAGUUACUGGCAUGUAAUCAUUUGAGCUACAAAAGCAAUGUAGACCAUUUUAUACAUUUUUAAGAAUAAAAACAAUAAAAGCUUCUGUGACAAUGUG